AUGUAUUACCCCUCCCCCACAAAGCUUCCUUCCGCCGAAGACCUCCUAGAACCCGUCCGCCAAGCAUUAGAUGUCGCCGCCAGCUACUCCACCAAAGAAGCCCACGAAGAUGGCCACUGGUGUGGCGAGCUCAAAGCCAACGCAACGCUGACAGCCGAGUACAUCAGCCUGCUCUGCGCGCUCGGCCUCGAGAUCCCCGACCCAAGCACCUGGAUCAAAUGGUUCCUUGCGCAGCAGAAGCGAGACGGCGGCUGGGGCAUCGCCGGCAGCCUGCCCGGCGAGAUCUCCACCAGCGUUGAGGCGUACUUUGCCCUGAAACUGCUUGGCCUGCCACCAGACCACCAGGCCAUGCAGCGGGCACGAUACUUUAUCCUCGCCUCCGGCGGCAUCGCCAAGGUGCGCAUCUUCACGCGCAUUAAUCUCGCCCUCUUUGGCCUGUUCCCCUGGAGCGCCGUUCCCGAGCUGCCGCCGGAGCUCAUCUUGCUCCCCUCCUGGGCACCCUUUAGCAUCUACAACAUGUCCUCCUGGGCGCGGUCCACGAUUGUCCCGCUGUCCAUUGUCAGGCACCACCGACCAAUCUACACCCCGUCAGCGAUGGAGAAAGCAGGCGCGCACUACCUAGACGAGCUCUGGUGCGACGUGGCCAACAAGAACGUGCCCUACGUGCCGAGCAUGUGGUCGCUGCUCCGCUCCGACCUCGUCACAAAAGCCAGCGUCGUCGUCGACUGGGGCCUGCACAAGCUCAAUGGCUUACGCACGUCCAGCGUCAACCGGAUCGCGCGGCGCUGGUGCCUCGCUUGGAUCCUCGACCGACAGGAACCCGCCGGCGACUGGUCGAUCGACUCGGGCCCCGUGCAGGGGGGCUUCGCCGCACUGCGCCGGUUCACCUGGACUGACGAGGCCGGAAAGCGCAUGCAGUCGUGCGUGUCGCCCGUGUGGGACACGGCGCUGAUGACGAUCGGGAUGCUCGACUCAGGGGUUGCCCCCGUGAAGCUGGCCAAGCCGAUCCAGUGGAUUCGCGAGCGCCAGCAUUCAGGCCCCAAGGGGGACUGGAGGGUGCUCAACCCCAUGACGAAGGCGGGCGGAUGGGCGUUCGAGUACCACAACACAUGGUAUCCGGACGUCGACGACACCGCGGCGGUGAUCCUCGCAUUUGCGAAGCAGGAUCCGAGCUCGGUCAACUCGACGAAGAUCACAAAUGCGAUCGAGUGGAUCCUGGGGAUGCAGAACAGCGAUGGCGGGUGGGGCGCGUUCGACUCGGAGAACGACAAGGAGUUCUUCAACAAGAUCCCCUUCAGCGACAUGAACAGCAUGUGCGACCCGUCGACGGCGGACGUGACGGGCCGCAUCCUCGAGGCGUUUGGCGUCGUCAUGGGGCUAAGUCGGUCGAAUGAGAAGUAUCGCGUUCCCGGCGCCCUGGUCGACGCGAUGAAGAGCGCCUCCAGCCAUGCUAUCACCUACCUCGAGCAAGAGGAGGAGUCGUUCGGCGGGUGGUACGGCCGCUGGGGGGUCAACUACAUCUACGGGACAAGCAAUGUCCUGUGCGGGCUGGCGUACUUUGAACGGGAUUACCGCGGCGAGCCCAACGAUACGAAUCCCGACGGCGGCUGGGGCGAGUGCCUGCAGACGUACCGGGACACGAGCCUCGCGGGCCAGGACCCCUCCACGGCGACGCAGACCGCGUGGGCGCUCAUGGGGCUGAUGAUUCGGCUUCCACCGAGCGAUCCGGCGGUCCGGCGGGGGAUCAACUUUCUUGUCCAGAAGCAGGCGAAGCAUGGGAAGUUGGUUGGGUCGUGGGAUGAGGAGCCAUACACGGGUGUUGGCUUUCCGAAUCAUUUCUACAUUGAUUAUUUCUAUUACAAGCACUACUUUCCCAUGAUGGCUUUGGGGCGGUACGCAUCGCUGGCGGGGCGAAACGUUGAUAGCUAG
This is a messenger RNA of Aspergillus calidoustus, 1929 nucleotides long. The record is from the annotation of a GenBank genome assembly. Lineage: Eukaryota; Fungi; Ascomycota; Eurotiomycetes; Eurotiales; Aspergillaceae.